CAUCUUUGCAGGGCGCGCCGGCUCGGGUAGGUGGCUCCUCUCGCCGCGCGACGGGGCUGCAAUGCGGGGCUCUGGGCCGCUGCCAAGAGAGGUGGAGCCAGCGGGCCCCUCGCUCCCCUCGCCCGGCCUUUCCUCCCUCCCGCUCACGACUUGGCCGCCUAUAAAGCAGCAUCCCUGCAACCGGCGCCUUCUUCUUCCUCCUCUUCAUCCCCAGCGGGAACUUCUCAGACCUGCUCGGGGAGCGCCAGGCCGCCGCCGGUCCGCUUCUUGCUCGCCCUUCGGCCCUUCAUCAUGAGCCACCUCCGCGCCACCUCGUACCGCCGCGCCUUCGGGCCGCCGCCCACGCUGUCGCCGGUGUCGUACUCCUCCUCGUCGUCGCGCUUCGCCUCGGCCUCCUCGGCCGGCGCCACGCGGCUGCUGAGCACGCCGUCGCCGGGCGCCUCCCUGCGCUCCUACCGGGGCAGCGGCGGCGGCGCCUUGUACCUGCGCUCGAGCACCCCCUCAGCGGCGGCGCCGCGCUACGCUUCCUACGGGGCCGAGAAGCUGGACUUCUCGGUGGCCGAGGCGCUGAACCAGGAGUUCCUGGCCACGCGGAGCAACGAGAAGCAGGAGCUGCAGGAGCUCAACGACCGCUUCGCCAGCUUCAUCGAGAAAGUGCGCUACUUGGAGACCCAGAACGCCGCCCUGGUGGCCGAGCUGGGCCGGGCGCGCGCCAAGGAGCCCCCGCGCGCCGCCGACCUCUUCCAGGACGAGCUGCGCGAGCUCCGCCGGCAGGUGGACGCCCUGGGCAAGGACCGCGACCGCCUCCAGGUCGAGAGGGACAACAUGGCCGAGGACCUGGCCGCCCUCAAGCAGAGGCUGGAUGAGGAAAUGCACAAGCGUGAAGAUGCUGAGAACAACCUGGUUCUUUUCCGCAAGGAUGUGGAUGACGCCACCCUUUCACGCCUGGAGCUGGAACGCAAGAUUGAGUCCCUCAUGGAUGAAAUUGAGUUCCUCAAGAAACUACAUGAGGAGGAGAUGAAUGACAUGCAGGUGAGCAUACACAGCCAGCAGCAGGUGCAGGUGGAGGUGGAGCAAGCUAAGCCAGACCUGACAGCUGCCCUGCGAGACAUCCGCACCCAAUAUGAAAGCAUCGCUGUGAAGAACCUGCAGGAGGCUGAAGAGUGGUACAAAUCCAAGUUUGCUGACCUGUCGGAUGCAGCCAAUCGGAACCACGAGGCCCUUCGCCAGGCCAAGCAUGAGAUGAACGAAUCUCGACGCCAGAUUCAGACUCUGACCUGCGAAGUGGAUGGGCUCAAAGGAACCAAUGAAGCCUUGCUGAGGCAGAUGAGGGAGCUGGAGGAACAAUACGGGACGGAAGUGAGCUCUUACCAGGACAACGUGGCGCGGCUGGAGCAGGAGAUCCAGCACAUGAAGGAGGAGAUGGCGCGGCACCUGCGGGAAUACCAGGACCUGCUGAAUGUCAAGAUGGCCCUGGACAUCGAGAUUGCCACUUACCGCAAGCUGCUAGAGGGGGAGGAGAGCAGGAUUUCAGUGCCUGUCCAAUCCAUGGCUUCUCUCAGCAUCAAAACACAAGUUUCAGAGCCGGAGCCAGCCAUAGAGACUCAUACCAGUACCAGGAAGACGGUCCUGAUCAAAACCAUUGAGACCCGUGAUGGAGAGGUGGUGACUGAAUCCAGGAAGGAACAAAUGGCUGAAAUAGAGAAGUGAGAUCCGUCCCCCUUGGGGGCCCCCUCCCCGCCGACGUGCUGUGGAGCCAGGCGCUUCGCUAAUCACCAUACAGAAGAACUCCUAGCAGCCGAUUCCCCGUUUUCCUCACAAAGCCACACUGGCCUUACUGAUGGUGAUGAUGAUACCUCUUACCUCUGACAGCCUUUCCACACUGUAUGCCAGGCUUUCCAAGCAAAUUCUUCUCCUUUAGUGUGCACUUCUAGCCUUCUUUGGGGCAGCCUGGUUGUGAACCCAGCAAUAACCUCACGUAUGGGCUGGGGGAGUGGGGAUGCCUUCUUAAACCCACUCCCCUCUUCCACUGCCUCUUCCUCCCUCUUUCUACCACAUAGCCUCUUGCCAUCCUUCCAGCACCCUUCUUGUCUUGAAAGGUAGCCUUUCUUUGAUCUGCCUCAGCCCCAACCAGGUACAAAUAUUUGUCAGGUACAUUUGGGUCUAAAACUGGGGUGAUGCUGAUCAGGUAGGUCCUUAGGUCUUCAGGGACCUAACAAGCUAGCAGACUCUCAGCAGCUGGCAAGUUUCGUUAGGCAACACCAAUCUAGAAACACCAAAGAGGACCAAAAGCUUGGUCUCAGUUUUAUUCUGUGUGCUCAUCGCUGCAACCUGUCACCACUUUAGAGUGAACACGAACACCUCUCAUUAUGAUAAGAUCUUUCGCCAAGGUUAGGACUGUGAGGCUAUAGAUCACCCAAGUUCUCAGUUCAAAUCCUGCCCCUACUGUCAAUCACUAGGUGGUUCAUUGGCCAUCCCAGCCUUACAAUAUAAGAGAGAAUAAAAGUCAUUUUCUUUACAGCCCCAUUUGAGGAUGGUCAUGGAACAUUUUGAGAAUAUUACGAAAGUUACAACCCUCCUUCCCAGGGAAAAAAAGGCACAUAUAUUCCACAACUUGCAAACAAUUAAUUUUUUAAAAAAAUCAAUCAAUUAAUUAAUUUUUGGUCCCCAGUUCACAGACCUUUAAAGCCAAUCCCUGGACUCUUGUGCUGCUGAUGGACCACAGGCUGAGACCAUGAACCUACAGGUUUGCUGUGAGGAUGACAAUGAGAGAAGUGCUUUGAACACUCAAAAGAGCUAUAGCAAUGCUAAGCCUCAUUAAAUUCCACAAGUUUUCCCAGAUCUAAUGAAAAUGGGUGAUCACAAAACAGAUACUUUUUUUGGGAUUUCCAAACCAAAUUUACAAUUUGCAGGAGAAUCUUCCAAAAAAACUUUUUAAAAAAAGAGUGGCUGCCUAAAGAAUUGAUUUCUUUCAGGGUGCCAUGGAUUCUUCACACAGCACACUCCCAAGUGACAAAUGUUACCACUUGAUCCUAUAGAUGUUUGCUCAGAACUAAGGCCCACUGAACAUUUAUUCACUUCACUCCUAGGCAGACGUGUCCUGUCCUUUCUAUAGCAGCCUUGAAGUCACUGCUUUGCCUUUCAAAGGAUAUCUUUGUUUUUUUAAAGAGGCAAUUCAUACACCUCUAAUGUGAAAACCUUUUUCCCAUCUGAUAAACUUUGAACCUUGCUGAACCCUUGCCUCUCCUUUAUUCUUUUAAUGUCUUCAACUGUUUGUACAAACCCAACAUUUCUUAUUUCCAUCGAUGGAAAGUUCUGUGAGAUGUAGAAUAACACUGUGGUUGGUUCAGCUCUUGUUGAUCAAGAUCACCAUCUAUGCUGCAUGCAGGUGAAUAUUACAUUGGUGAGAAAGGCAGAUGAUCAAGCAAUAUUUAUAGAGUGGUGGUCCUUAACCUUAGGUCAUCUACGUUUUGGACUUCAUCCCUCAGAAAUACUGUUCAGGAAUUCUGGGUGCUGAUGUGCAAAUAGGGCAGCAGGCCAGAGACUAAGAACCACUACUUAAGCAUUUGUUUAUUCCUGUUCCUAAAACAGGCCCAGAGGGAAUGACGUUUCAAUGGCAGAUUGUAUCGCUAUAAGUUUGAGGCUGUGUGUGUGUGCAAUUUGUUGUUUAUGGGCAACAGAAAUAAAUGGGGAAGGAACAGGAGUGUUGUAAGGAAGCACAGCCCUACAAGUUCCAGGACAGGACAAAAAUGGUCCCCAUCAGAAGUUGCUCACCCUUGAUUCAUAUACUUUGAGUGAACACAAUUUUUAAAAAUGAUGUAAUAAACAGAGGUAAAGUAUAUACAUCUAAAAACUGAUUUAUUACUUAUCAACAUCCCUCUACUGGAACUGUGGGUUCUCGUGGAUACUAAAGCUAAGCUCUUAUCAGUGUGACACCUUUUUCUCAGAUCUGUAUUUCCGGUGGUUGUGCCUGCAUUUAGAGUUUUAUCUCCUUUGACAUCCUGUCUUUCUGCUUCUGCCUUCCCAUCAUCACCAGUUCUGUUUUUCCUUCCCUCAUUCUGCCCUUAAUGCUCCAUCUUCUUUCCCUUCAGAGAUGUCUUCUUUGCUGAAGCUUUGCGAAGCACAUAGCAACCACAGCUUUUCAUGGGGGUGGGGAAAUCAUUUACAGUGGUGCCCCCCUAGACGAUUACCUC
Pogona vitticeps (central bearded dragon) is the source of this 4193-nucleotide messenger RNA. It is a transcript of the gene PRPH, whose product is annotated as peripherin. Gene Ontology annotation, molecular function: structural constituent of cytoskeleton. Gene Ontology annotation, biological process: intermediate filament organization. The record is from RefSeq and is a predicted model, not a curated record. Lineage: Eukaryota; Metazoa; Chordata; Lepidosauria; Squamata; Agamidae. Gene Ontology annotation, cellular component: type III intermediate filament; cytoplasm; plasma membrane.